Molecule: messenger RNA, 1215 nt
Organism: Penicillium malachiteum
Lineage: Eukaryota; Fungi; Ascomycota; Eurotiomycetes; Eurotiales; Aspergillaceae
Exons: 2
Coding region: 1-1215 (404 amino acids)
Source: RefSeq, a predicted model, not a curated record
AUGGCAGCAACUACAGACUUGUCUAUUUUGGACUGUGAGAUGUCCAUUAAGACAGUACGCCUCGAAAAAGAAUAUGAGAAGGCACUUUCGGAUUCUACGCAUCUCCUAGAUAUGGAGAAAGAUCGUUUCAGACGUAUGGAAAACCUUCUGCUUCAGUUUGAGAGCGACAAUCUACGCUCCCAGUUAGACCAAGCCAAUCAGCAGCUACGCGGGUCUGCACACGCGACGGAGAUUGAUAAGCUACUGGCACAGAUUGCACAACUACAGAGCGAUCUUGUAAGACACACGCGAGUGAAUCAACAAUACGCACAAGAAAUGCGGCAGCAGAAAACAGAGUUUGAAAGUCAACGGACAGUCUUUGAAACCAAGAUCGAAACACUUCGAAAGCAGCUCCAGUCUGUAAAGGACAAACUUCAAGAAGCUCAACACAAUUUGCAACAGAAGCGAAGCACCACUAAGAAUCACGAUGGUGCUAGUACUGAGCCCCAGUCUCGAACAAUUCCUUUACAACGCCCUGGGCUCAGCUCAGAUCAUCAUAGUGGGCUAACAAUCGCAACACCUGGAGCUAUUAAAGUGCAAGAAAAGAUCAAAAGACAGUCAGCAUUGCCCGGCGAUAAAUCAGCAUUUUCUAUAACACCGUUUUUGAACCGCACUGGUGGUUCGCUAGAUUCUCUAGAUAGCCCGGAGCUGUCAGAUCUAGAUGAGAAAGAAGUCAACCAGGCGAUGGCAGAUAGUGGUUCACCACUUCAGCCUAAAAUCUCCUCUCACCUUGUUGCUCUUAGCUCAUCGCCUACGGAUCAACCGCGUGUGGCAUGGGGACCUGGGCCUGUUAAAGGAAAAAAGGCAAAACCUAAGCCGCGAGAAGGAAAUUCCGCCUCAACAGAGGUCGCAGAUAAGCCAAAGAAAGUCAUAAAAAAGUCUACUGGGAAGGUACCUCUCAAGGAUGCAGAUGAGCUGCAAAUUCAAGCGCCAGAGCAAGAGCAAGCAAAGCCCAAGAAGCGUAAGCUUGGAGCCCAAAGGGAUCACGCUCUCUUCGAAGAUGAUGAAGAAGAUUUUUUGGAGAGCAGAAAACCAGCUCGCAAAGUUGGGCUUGGAGCCGGACGCUCCUCUGGGCUCCCAACUGCUCCGAUACUUAGUACAUCGGCUGGUGACAGGAAUCCUAGAACACUAGGAUUUGGUGGAUUCUCACCUCUGAAGCGAGAUCGUAAGCGAUGA